AUGGCGAACAACCAUUUCGCGGACCCAGACGCCGAGCUUACGCCGCUGCUUGCCGCCAGACCUCCGCCGCCCGCAUCUUUCACGUCAGACAUCCCGAACAGGCGGAUAUGGUUUGAGGAGUUCUUCGCAGCCGCGCUUCGCGAGGUGCAAGCUCCAAGUCUGCCAACUGACGGGGGGACGUUUGUUGUCAGAAGCUACUACCCUACCGGCUACGAGACCGGCGGCUUUCCUCUUUUCUUUUGGAUGCACGGCGGAGGUUUCAUAUACGGAUCGGUUGAGACCGACGACUACCUCUGUCGCAUUCUCUGCGACGAAUUCAAACUCGCAGUGCUCAACGUCGACUACCGGCCGUGCCCAGAGCAUCCCUUCCCAGGACCAUGGGACGACUCGUACGCCGCACUCAAAUGGGCAGUUGCGAACGCCCCUUCCCUCCACUUCGACCUCCAGCGAGGCAUCAUCAUCGCGGGGCUCUCCGCAGGCAGCAUCCUCACCGCGGCGCUGACGCAUCGCGCCCGCGGGGACGCCUUUUUCGCCGAGCACGGGACCAGGAUCGUCGGGCAGCUGAUGCAGGCCCCGACGCUGUGCCACCCGGACAGCAUACCAGAAGAAUACAAGGAGGUCUGCACGUCGUUCGCGCAGAACGCGGACGCGCCGCUGCUGUCGAUGCGCCAGGUGGAAGAGUACCGAGUAUGCCAGAAGGGGCAGCCGUUCGACCCGGACUACUCGCCGCUGCUCCAUCCGUCGUUCGAAGGCCUGCCGGCGGCGUACAUGCAGGUGUGCGGGAUGGACCCGUUCCGCGACACGGCGCUGGUCUACGCGGAUCGGCUGCGCGCGGCGGGGGUUCCGGUCAAGGUGGAGGUGUACAGGGGAGCGCCGCACGCGUUCCACUACGCGUACCCGAAGCCGCGGCUGGGGCAGAAGUUCGACAAGGACAUGAGAGAGGGCCUGAAGUGGCUGCUUGAGAGAGCGAGGGCACAUUGA
This is a messenger RNA of Epithele typhae, 981 nucleotides long. Its product is annotated as Alpha/Beta hydrolase protein. NCBI's taxonomy places the organism in Eukaryota, Fungi, Basidiomycota, Agaricomycetes, Polyporales, Epitheliaceae. The coding region runs from base 1 to 981 and encodes 326 amino acids. The transcript is spliced from 8 exons. The record is from RefSeq and is a predicted model, not a curated record. Gene Ontology annotation, molecular function: hydrolase activity.